AUGGUUAAAGCUUUGAAAGAUUACAUCAUUGAAACAAAACAAAAAAGUGGUUCUAGUAACAAAUUAUUAAACUUGGUGAAAAACAAUAAUUUUGUUCUAAAUGAACUUAUAAACAUUGAAGAUGAUGAACUUUAUAACUUAGAUGUCCAAAGUAUUGAUCAUCCAGCAAUGAAUUCUGGUGGAAAAUGA
This is a messenger RNA of Entrophospora sp. SA101, 189 nucleotides long. The record is from the annotation of a GenBank genome assembly. NCBI's taxonomy places the organism in Eukaryota, Fungi, Glomeromycota, Glomeromycetes, Entrophosporales, Entrophosporaceae.